AUGGACGAAGAUGCAGGAGCUGCUAACGUCAAGCGCGCUCUGGGAAUCGCGAUCGAGAAGUACAACAAAGUGACAGGAGAAGAUAUUAAGCUGGACAACAAGAUGACUGUGGCGGAAAUGACGGCCGACAUGAAGAAAAUCGACUCGGGUCGGCUGGAAGGGCAGAGGACCGAGAUCUUCAAAAACACGAUGGAGACGCUGGUGAGCCUAGGAUCUGUAGCAGCCGAGGCGGCAUCCAUGGUGUUCCCGUCGGCAACGCUGUGUUACCAAGUGCUGCGCCCGAUUAUCGACACAGCCGAGACGUAUCGAAAGUACUACCGGACAGAAGUCCUUUUCGAAACGUUGAACAGCCUCGCUGCAAUCCUCAAGAGAGUCACGGUUUACCUCGACGGCGCUCGUCGCGGCGCACAGAUUGACAAUGCCCUCGAAAACACCAUCGUUCAGCUGUUAUCACACUUUGUCACCAUCUGUGCCAUCUACGCCAAGGUCAAAAAAGAGCAUGAGACAAUAGGGGGGAGAGUCGUCCACUACUUGAAAGCAGCGGUGCAUUACGAUGGGGGCAUCACAAAAGAGUUCGACGAGAUCAAGAAGCUGGAAGCCGAGGAGUGGCAGAACAAUUCAGUCCAAACACGGACCGUUACAACCAUCACCGGCAACUUUCUGCAGGCAGAUCGGAACGACAAGAUCCAAGCAAGACACCGCAGUGUGAUCAAAGGGAAGCUACCCUUUAACGAAGAGAGCCCAGCCUGGAACUCCUGGUGUACCGCUCACGAGAAGCUUCGAAAGGGGUUUCUGCAUGGACAUGGCGCCUGGUUCUUCAAAGACGAUGCUUUCCGCGCUUGGAUUGACGUUGGAAUGGGCAGCAACUCGUUCAAACCCGUCUUUGUGUUGCACGGCCGCAGCGGCAGUGGAAAGAGUCUCCUUUGCUCAGAAGUCAUCCAGUACCUGCACCAAAACUUCAAAAAGAAGCAAGAGCGCAUCAAUUCGAUGCCCCGAGCAUCAAUUGCUUACUUCUAUUUUGGCAAGGCAGACGCCACGAGAGCACCCAAAGCCGAAGAGAAGGACAGGACCAGGAAGAAGGAGCCGACAAUGGACGAUGCCCUGAACGCAAUCCUUUGGCAGCUUGCCGAAAGCGACACAUCAUACCAAAGCUUUGUACACGGUCAAUGUGACACCAGCCCGGCAUUUUCCACCGCUUCGGAGAGAUGGGACAGCCUGGUUACGAGUUAUGCCGAGCCAAAGGCAUCCAAAACUCGCAAGGUGUUCUUCAUCGUUAUCGACGGGAUCGACCAGUCUGGCGAUAAAACAAGGCAUGAGGCAGAGGAUACGCUGAGGGUUAUCAUGGACAAGGUAGCUGGACUGCGGGAUAAACAAGUACAAGUCAGGCUCUUCCUUACCUGCAACAGCAAAAGUCUCAAAAGGUUCAGAGAGACCGACAAAGGCGACGCUGUCCAGUUUUUCUUGCUCAAGAGUCUUGAAAACGCACAAGACGUGCAGGAGAUGGUCAAAUCCAAGAUCAAGGAGCUCUCUGAAACCCGGGGCAUGGUCCCUGAGCGACAGCAGCUGCUUCACAACCUGGAGAUUAAACUUUGCAAGAGCUAUACAGCCGAGCCCUCUAUUGUCAGGGCCGUCUUGGAGAGGAUGUCUCGACUGCAGAGGAACAGAGACUACAAGGAGAUUCUUGAAAGCGAUUGGGACGACCGCAAAACAAUCAUCCGGUGGCAGACAGAGGCUUUGAAUGGGGAGAUGGGGGACGAGCAGAUCGAAGAUCUCAACGACUUCAUGGCAUGCAUUGCCUCACUGCAGGUGUGGCCAAGCCUCGAGCAGUUGCGGACCUUCAUACUCUUGCGCACUGGCAAAUCACCCGAGAUGCCUCUUCAGACCCAAAUCGAGGGAACAUACAGCCGCCUCUUCGAAAUCGAAAUACCAGAGGACGAGAUAAUUGUGUCAUACGAGAUGAUGUAUUAUCUGUUCGAUGAGGAACAGCCAUUCGAGGGCGUAGACGCCCCACGCAGCGUAUCAAUGGUUCCCGACAAAUUGCAAGAUGGACCCAGCAAUCAGCUCAGCGAGGCGGAAAUCAACCUCAUGGAAGGCCUCGUCCGCUCAAACUACGGUGUGGAUGCAUUCAAGAGGUUCGGUUUUGAUGAACAUUUCAAUCACAUUAGACGCAAGCAGCUGCGCCUGCCUCAGCCCCGUCCCAGGAUUGGCUUCCAAGCUGCAGAAAGCCAUGUGCGGAUUAUCAUCCGCCUCUUGAAAGCCGUUUCAGACCCAGAGUACCGAAAUGAAGCCGAGUCCCUUCACGAAUAUACGGCAAAGUACCUUUUCUUCCAUCUUGAAAUGGUUCAAGACAUCGAUCAGAUUGACGGCAACACGAGACGAGAGAUCGGGAGAAACCUGCAUCAGUUUUUCCACGACGAGGCGGCAGUGGAAAAUUGGUUGGAGAAGGCACCUUCAAGCGACUCUCAAGAAUGGUGCGAGUCUUUCGAUCACGUUCUCAGGUGGUUUGAAGAUGUGGAGGUAUCUGCCGGGGCCAGUUGUAGUACUGGAUCGGACACCAGCGCCAGCAUAGACGCCCAUGACUUGCUGGCGGUCCCUCGCAAGAUUUUGGCAUCACAUUGGCUGCAAAAGAAUACGUGGAACGCCAAGGUUGCACAUACUUGGUUUAGAGAUCUUGUGGAAAAGAUUUCGCAGACACAUGAACCCAUAACCCAAGGCACAGAUGAGCCCGCUCCCGCAGAGAGCACGGUGAAGCCUGAGCAAGAGAAAAACCCGAGCAACAGCCAAGAGGAGCUUCCCGCUCAGGUAGAUGCUGAGGCUGUGAAAGAGCACCCCGAACAGACAGCCGAGACACCCAGCUCGGUCGAGUACCGGAUCAUGGAUUUGGCCCAUCAUGCCAGCAAUUUGCUGCAUGUCUCAAGCAGCGAUGGUGAGGAUUUCAUAUGGCAUUUACGGAUUGGGGAGACGCUCCAGGAACAUAGUCUUUCUUCAGCCGCGGAGAAGUCAUGUGAUAAGGCCAUCAAGCUCCUGGACAACACUUCCAACAAGCCGGACGACGAGUGGAGAGUUUACUGGUGCUUGGUUCAAGCCAGCCCCAACAACAUUGCUAAAGGCGUCGAGAACCUCGAGAAGCUUCUCGAGAGGCUCAAGAACCAAAAGUACAUGAAGACCCACCCAGCCGAGAUGCAGAACAUGGUCAAGGCGCUUUGGGAACUACACAACGAUAGCUGGGGGCGCCCCCGAGACGCAAUGAGAGCUUGUCAUCGGCUUUUGGAAGGCAACGCCGACAAGUCUUGGCUCAUGGACCAAGCCUGGGCCCUCAUACACUCUGAUCGGACGGAAGACGCCGCUGGUUUCUUACACGACAUUUCUGGGACACCGGUGGGGGGUGGACCAAGCCCUCUGACAACUCUAUUUCACCAUUACGCCUCGUCGAAGGCGUUCCAUGACACCAUUGCUAGGAUCCUCAAGCUUGAAAAAGGGCUAUUGGUAAAAGCUUACCUUGACUCUAUUCACGCUGCCGGGUCCGACGCUCGCCUGCAAGUUUUUCUGCGCCACUAUUACGGUGUCGCCCUGGCAUAUCAGGAUGGUGCUGAUGAAGCAUGCAUCAUCUGGGAGAAGAGCCUUUUCGACAGCUCUGUGUUAACCCUCGACCAAGUCGGCAAUGGCGAGAUCUACAAUACACGUGUCCAGACUCUUCAAGGCUUGCUGACCGAGUAUUUGCAAAUUGCGCAAGAAAAGUCCGGCAAAGAUCAAGCGGUUGGUCUACCCGAAAGGCUCGAGAAAGUCAGGCAUUGGGUCACCCAAGAACUUGGACCCAUCGGAGACAGUGAUCAUCCAGUGGUGCUGUUGCUGGCUCGCGCCUACCAUCUGGUCGGGAAAAGAAGACUGGCAAAAGAAUGCAUGCAAGGCUUUGUCAAGACUGCACUGGAACUUCUCUCCGAUGAAACGACCGAUAACGACUGGGAAGGUCUGGUCUUUCUCACACAGGCAGCCGCAGCGAUCGACGAAGAUGGGUUCGCGCUUGCGGCAUGGAAGCUAGCCAGCCCGGGCACGACAGGCCACUUGUGGUGUGACGGUGGGUGCGGUCGCCUCGACUUGCAGAGCAUGGAUUUGCUCUCCUGCAAAGACUGUAUCGAUGUACAGUUCGAGCGAUCUUGCUACGACCAGCUGCAGAAUGGGAAGCUAGACAGACGUGUUUGCGGGCAGACACAUGAAUUCCUUACGCUACCAAAAAUGGACCCAAAGGCCUUUAAGCAGAUGGAAAGAGGUUCUAUGCAUGAAGAUGCUAUCAAAGAUGUAUAUCACGCCGCUGAGCACUUAUUUGGAGUGAGGGUCCCGGCCGUUGAGAACCUGGCUCGCCCUGAGCCCACGAGAUUCCAGUACAUGAAGUUACGGGUUCAAGUAGCCGGAAGCCACCUCAGGUGGAAAAUAACCCAGAAAAGAAAAGAAAAGAGAGAAUGA
Molecule: messenger RNA, 4461 nt
Organism: Diplodia corticola
Lineage: Eukaryota; Fungi; Ascomycota; Dothideomycetes; Botryosphaeriales; Botryosphaeriaceae
Product: neutral amino acid permease protein
Exons: 3
Coding region: 1-4461 (1486 amino acids)
Source: RefSeq, a predicted model, not a curated record